Messenger RNA from Physeter macrocephalus (sperm whale), 1533 nucleotides. RefSeq names its product amnion associated transmembrane protein (gene AMN). NCBI's taxonomy places the organism in Eukaryota, Metazoa, Chordata, Mammalia, Artiodactyla, Physeteridae. The record is from RefSeq and is a predicted model, not a curated record. The coding region runs from base 20 to 1417 and encodes 465 amino acids. Gene Ontology annotation, cellular component: endocytic vesicle; apical plasma membrane. Gene Ontology annotation, biological process: intracellular protein localization; receptor-mediated endocytosis. The transcript has 12 exons.
ACGCGGAAGCCCGGGCGAGAUGGGCGCGCCGGGCCGGGUCCUGCUGUGGCUGCAGCUCUGCGCGCUGACGCGGGCCGCCUACAAAUUCUGGGUCCCCAACACCGACUUCAACGCCGCCGCCAACUGGAGCCAGAACCGGACCCCGUGCGCGGGCGCCGCCGUCGAGUUCCCCGCGGACAAGAUGGUGUCAGUCCUGGUGCGAGAAGGUCACAGCAUCUCGGACAUGCUCUUGCCGCUGGACGGGGAAUUCGUCCUGGCCUCAGGAGCUGGAUUCAGCGCCCUGGACGCCGGCUCGCACCUGGACUGUAGCACAGGCGACCCCGCGCUCUUCCGCGACCCCGACCGCUUCUGCUGGCACGACCCGCGCCUGUGGCGCUCCGGAGACGCGGCACACGGUCUCUUCUCCGUGGACGCCGAGCGCGUGCCCUGCAGCCACGACGACGUCGUCUUCCCGUCCGACGCCUCCUUCCGGGUGGGUCUCGGCCCGGGCGCCGGCCCGGUGCGCGUCCGCAGCGUCCGGGCCCUGGGCCAGACGUUCACGCGCGACGAGGACCUGGCUGCUUUCCUGGCGUCCCGCGCGGGCCGCCUGCGCUUCCACGGGCCGGGCGCGCUGAGCGUGGGCCCCGAGGCCUGCGCGGACCAGUCGGGCUGCGUCUGCGGCCACGCCGAGGUGCAGCCGUGGAUCUGCGCAGCACUGCUCCAGCCCCUGGGUGGCCGCUGCCCCCAGGCUGCCUGCCGAGAUCCCCUCCGGCCCGAAGGGCAGUGCUGCGACCUCUGCGGAGCCAUCGUAUCGCUGACCCAUGGCCCGGCCUUUGACCUGCAGCGGUACCGGGCGCGGCUGCUGCACGCCUUCCUGGCCCUGCCCCAAUAUCAGGGGCUGCAAAUGGCCGUGUCCAAGGUUCCGCGCCAGCCCCGGCUCCGCGAAGCCUCAGGCGCGAAGGCGGACACGGAGAUCCAGGUGGUGCUGGUGGAGACCGGGCCCGAGACCGGCGGCGCGGGGCGCCUAGCCCGGGCCCUCCUGGCGGACAUCGCGGAGCACGGCGAAGCCCUCGGGGUCCUAUCGGCGACCGCUCGAGAGUCGGGCGCGCCCGUUGGGGGCGGCUCGGCGGCGGGCCUGAACGCGCCGGGGCCGCGCGCGGGGCUGGCGGGCGGCCUGGCGGCCGCGCUGCUCCUAUCACUACUGGCGCUGCUGGCGGGGGCGCUGCUGCGCUGCCGCGCGGGGAGGCUCAGGUGGAGGAGGCGCGACGAGGCGGACCCCGCGCCGGCUGGGGCGCCCCUGGGCUUCCACAACCCUGUGUUCUACGCGGCGGGCCCGGCGGAGGCGCUCCCCGCCCCGCAGCCGGACGUCGGGAGCUCCAGCCGCAGCUACUUCGUUAAUCCGCUCUUUGGCGAAGCCGAGGCCGAGGCCGAGGCCUGAGCGGCCGCGGAACCAGCCCCCGCCGCCCCGCCGGCGUCGCAGGCCCUGCGGGAUACCCCACCCUCCGCUGGCCAAGGUCAGGGUGGCCUUGCUCAAUAAAGGGCUUUCCUGCACCU